AGGUCGCCGCGCCGCGCCGUGCGGAAGCGGCGGCGGGGAAGAUGGCGGCGCCGGGGGAGCCGGGCGGGGAGGCGGCGUUCGCGCGGCGCAUCGACCCGGCGCGGGAGCCGGGGCUCAGCCCCGAUCAGCGCCGCCUUAUGGCGCAGGUGGAGCGCGCCCAGCGCCACCGCGCUCUGCAGCGGCGGCUCCGCGGCCGCAACGCGCUGCUGGCGCUCGGCGUCGGCGCGGUGGCGUUUGGCAUCUACGGCUACACCUUCUACUCGGUGUCGCAGGAGCGGUUCCUGGACGAGCUGGAGCAGGAGGCAGAGGCGGCGCGGGCGCGGGCACAGGCGCGGGCCGAGAGCGCGGCGAGCUGAGCGCGGCGGGCCCGGCCCCGGUGCACCCAGUCAGCGAGCUGCCGCUCCCGCGGGGCAGGACGGGCCUCGGGCACCGGGCGACCACCUGGCCCCUCGUGGGGCUCUGGGCGUGCACGGCGCUCGGUGUGCUCCAGGGUAGUGCACCGGGGGGGCUCCCCUGCAGGCAGGGCGUCCUCCCCUGCGGGCAGCCACCUUUCUCCUAGAGAGUGGCCAGGGACUUGCUCCUGGGAAGGGCAGGGGUGCCCAGGUGCCCAUCACUUUCCACAAUAAAUACCCUGUCUGGAGACUGUA
Molecule: messenger RNA, 647 nt
Organism: Phalacrocorax carbo (great cormorant)
Lineage: Eukaryota; Metazoa; Chordata; Aves; Suliformes; Phalacrocoracidae
Source: RefSeq, a predicted model, not a curated record